GAUCAGGACUCGGGGACCAUUGACUCGGGUUUCAUAUCAUCAGCUAAUUUAAUUCUGAGUUCCACGGAUCUCAGCAGCGAAAAUUUAUCGUCUUACAUCGACGAAGGACAGGAAGCUGUGGACGCUCCGUUCUCAAAGAGCGAAACUGCCGUCAAAGAUCCUACUGCUGUUGAUAGUGGCCUUGAUCUUAGUAUCUGUGAGAGUUUGAGUAUGAAUUUGCAACAAGUGUCCCUUAAUCCUCUGCAAGGGAAAAAUCAGGCGCAAUCAGAGCCUGCGCUUCAGCCAAUUGGCAACAAAGAAGAUGAUAAUGUUAAGGAAAAAUCACUUCCCCUGGAAGUGGAAAAAUGGAGGAUAUUCUAUGGACAGAACAGCGAUGGUGAUACGCAAUUACACGUGGCUAUAAUUUACGGAUGCUUUGAAGAGGCUGCCUGGAAGCUAAUUGAAAUGGUGCCUCACCCUUGCCUUUUGGACAUCAAAAAUAUCCAUAGACAAAGUCCAUUACACUUGUCCGUGCUGACAAACCAAAUGAGGAUCACACGGCGUCUCAUACUCGGGGGUGCAAAUCCAAGUAUUCAAGACGGCGAAGGCAACACACCACUUCACUUAGCUUGCUCAACAGGAGAUUUAUCAUCAGCUUACGCGCUGACCGAGCCUCUCUCAAACUUUGAGCGUUCAUACCUAGGUCCUCACUGCCGUAUUCCCGCUUUACCACAAGAUUUAGAACAACGAAAUUUUAAAGGACAAAUGUGCAUCCACAUUGCCGCUAAAAAGGAUCACGUAGACAUUAUGCGAUUGUUAUUACGGCUGGGAGCCAAUCUUGAAGCAAGAGAAGGACUGGGAGGCAAAACAGCACUUCAUAUCGCCAUUGAGUCCAACUGCACGUCGGUCUUAAACUUUAUACUAGAAGAAUGCAGACCUUGUUUCGAGACUCGAAACUACGCUGGAAUGACCGCUUAUCAAUUAGCCGCGUGUAUUAAUCAGCAGCUGGCCAACAGACUGGUACAAUUCGGUGCCGAUCCCAAGUAUAAAGAUGAGUCUGACUCAGAUUUAAGUGAUGAAUCGGAAGAUGAUGAAGAGAUGUAUGUUACUGAACUUCCAAGGCAUAGACGUCAAGAUUAUGGACUCACUGUAUAA
This is a messenger RNA of Cotesia congregata, 1134 nucleotides long. Lineage: Eukaryota; Metazoa; Arthropoda; Insecta; Hymenoptera; Braconidae. The record is from the annotation of a GenBank genome assembly.